Dimorphilus gyrociliatus is the source of this 1794-nucleotide messenger RNA. NCBI's taxonomy places the organism in Eukaryota, Metazoa, Annelida, Polychaeta, Dinophilidae. The record is from the annotation of a GenBank genome assembly.
ACUUAGUUUAAUAAUUGAUUUCAAACGACAAUGAUUGAAACUUUUGAGGAUAUUUUACACGAGAUAGAUCCGUUUGCGUACGCCGCUGAGCGUUACGGAUUUGAUCAAAAAGACUUAUUGGUAACAAUUAUUAUUUAAAUUUCAUAAUUAUUUUAUCUAUUGGGCGUCUAAUUUUUUUUUGCAACAUUUUCUUUUAUGUUUCUUGUUUAUUAAUUUUUUAUUAUUGUUUUUUUUUCUAUAAACAGCUGCUCGAUUUACUACUUCAAACGACAAUGUCUAAUUACAAUCAUAUGGGUCAACCUCCAGCGAAGAGACGCUCUUUGGAUCCUUCACUGAAUUCGCCAUUAAAAGAAUUGAAUGUUCGACAAUCAAUGACAUCACAAUUCCCUUUUGAGAGUAACGCUCCUGUGUUUCCGUACCACGAUGAUGUCAUAAGCAAAUUCAACAACGUCAAGAGCCAAAACGAUUUUAAUUUGAGCGCUGACGUAGCGGACGUUCCCAAUCAUGAAUUGGACGAGUACUUGUAUGGCGCAAUAGCUCCUUUAGCUUCAACGUCGGAGAAUAUUGCAUCUCCUGUUCCUCUAUCGGUUAUCGAUGCUGAAGGUAGUGAUCAUAGUCAGAGUUCUAUUGGUUCUAUGGGACGCGAUAAGAAAAGGGAAUCAUUGGAGAGUUCGAUAUCUGGCAUAUCGUCCGCAUCUUAUGAGUUGGAGGAGAACAACAACCAGAUGGCGCAAAAUGAUAAAACAACUUUUCGCUGUAAGAUAUGCCAUAGAGUCAUGAAAAGGCUGAGAAUUUUCCAGCAACAUAUGGCUAAACAUGAAGAAGAAAGUAUGGCAACCGGAGGAAGAUAUCAGUGCGAAAAAUGUGGAGAAAGGUUUCCAACAAAAAUCUUUAAAAGAGAGCAUAUAAUGAGAGAGCAUUCAGAAGGAAAGACAAAACUGUUCAACUACCAUUGCGAUAUUUGCAAUAGAACUUUUGCACAAAGAUCAAACUUGGAUGUCCACAUGAGACAGCAUACUGGAGAAAGACCUUAUAAAUGUACGAUCUGCUCGAGAAGGUUCCGACAAAAAGCUCAUUUAGACAAACAUAUGGAAAAAUUGCACGAUAUUGAUGUCCGAUCGAAUAAAUCACAAGCAAGACAAUUAACCAAAGUUGAACUUAAGUGCGCUAAAUGUUCAGCCGUAUUUGAAACUAGAUUCAAGCUAAGAGUUCAUGAGAAAACUCACGCCUCGUCACAUAUGCCAGCCGAAACGGCUGUUGCUGCUCCAAAUGCUUACGAUCAAAGAAACGUUAACUCAAUUUAUCAACAAACCUAUGAUUCACAAAUCUGGAAUCCUCAUCAUCGAUCUAGGAGCGUAACACCUACAACAGGUUGUCAACAGAUUGUUAAAAGCGAAUUUCAAAGACCAAAUUCUGAGCCUUUGGAUAAGAAUUAUUCCUUCCAACCGAUUUUCCAAGCACCUCCCAACGGAAUUAAUACACCUCACUUUACACCUUACGAUAAUUUUGGUGAAGCAAUGAAUUCAAGAAGUUUAACAAGGCACUUAUCAGCUGAUAAUAUCCGUCAACCAACAAACGGAUGGGUACCUCCUUUUAGAAUGUAAAAAGAAAAAAGCAUCCCCGAAAAAAAAACCCUUAUCAAGAAAACCAAAAAAAGAUUGAUUCUUUUGAACUUGUAUUAUAAAUUAGUUUUUCUGUAUUUAUAAUUUUUUUCUCUCCUUUUCUGCAUUUAAUAAAUGUUUGCUCUUUUUUUUAAAUUUAAUAAAAAAUCCACUUUUUUGAGUUAACUAAUAC